This is a messenger RNA of Neurospora hispaniola, 1548 nucleotides long. RefSeq lists its product as uncharacterized. The coding region runs from base 189 to 1202 and encodes 337 amino acids. The transcript has 2 exons. The record is from RefSeq and is a predicted model, not a curated record. Lineage: Eukaryota; Fungi; Ascomycota; Sordariomycetes; Sordariales; Sordariaceae.
CCGGUGGAUAAUCGUACUACAUGUAGUAUUUACAGCGGCAUAUUCGUCACCAUGGUAACGACAAGCUGAUCAAAUUGUCCGGGACAGUUGCAGCGCGACACCCUCGAUCUAUCUCAAAUUAUCUCCCAUUUUCUCAUCCCCGAACUUCCACCUGCAAGACACGAAGCCGUCCGCUCACCACCACUGCCAUGGAACCCUUUCGACCGGCGCCCAUCGAGCCGUAUCGCGUACUAGUCCACAAUUACCCAUCCCACGACCCCGACUCCAACCGCCUCGCCCAAGCCUACGAGUAUGAGACCGAUGGCCUCAAGAGAAACGCGCUUAUUUUUCUGGGUGGUCUUGGUGACGGCCCUCAUGGUAUUCCAUAUGUCAAAAAGAUAGCUAAUGCUAUUGCUGGUGAAUCUGACUACGCGGUCUACGAACCCCGACUCAGCAGCGCCUUCUCGGCCUGGGGAUACGGUAGCCUCCACAGCGACGUCAAGGAAAUUAGUGCUUUGGUCAAGUAUUUGCGCACCACGACGUUUAAGAUGGGCAGGAUCGUGCUGAUGGGCCACUCCACGGGCUGUCAGGACUGCAUGUACUACGCCACACACGGCGAUGAGAUGGGGCUCGAGAAGGUAGAAGGGUUCAUCUUGCAGGGACCAGUGUCGGAUCGCGAGGCGAUUCUGGCAGUCUUUGAGGAGGAGUCGCCCGGGAAGGGACAGGCAAGGAUGGACUUGAGCGUUCAAGUUGCGAAGAAGAUGAUAAGCGAAGGAACGGCACAAGAUUGCAUGCCGCGAGAGUGGUUGCCAAAGGAGUUUUGGGCUUCUCCGGUUUCUGCUUAUAGGUGGUUUUCGUUGGCGAGCUUUGGCGGUGACGAUGACUACUUCUCGUCGGACCUACCAGAUGAAAAACUGGCCGAGAUUUGGGGCAAGGUUUCCAAGCCGACUCUUAUUCUGCCAUCCGAGAACGACGAGCACGUUCCAGAGUGGAUUGACGUUGUUGAUAUGAUGGCCAGGUGGAAGAGAUUCUGUCAGGAAGAUGUAAUCUCGAGCUUAUCGGGCCUCAUCCCCGAGGCAGAUCACCGAGUGGAAUUUGGCCCGGCUGGGGAGCCGGCGAACCUGGCGCAAAGCUGGCUCUAUGAUCGGGUGCAUGCCUUUCUGACGCAGCUGGAGCGGCACGGGCAAGAAGAAGCCAUCGAUGCUGCUACCGAGUCCCAGUAAUUUGUGACCGAUAGCCGUAGAUAACAUGUCAGGAAUCAAACGGGACUUUGGUGAUAUCCUCGCAUUCGGGGACUACUCAAGAAACCAUGGAUGACUAAUCUGGAUCAAGCAUACCUCUAUCGCGGAUCCCUUUCAUGAUGGUGGUCCCCGUAAUCACUGGAGCCCUCUCCGGGACACCGGGACGGGAUCUUUGGGUGCCGCUGUUUGGGAUUUUGGUCGCCGAAGUGCCGCUGCGGGUCUUGGAAUUCAGGUUGCUAUUGCCCUGCCGGCUAAGCCCCGGGAGUUCGGCGACCCUUUGACUCAAUGAUACCUUACGAAGGGGCAUUCCAACAGCUACAAUAAGGCC